Candidozyma haemuli is the source of this 1986-nucleotide messenger RNA. RefSeq lists its product as uncharacterized. NCBI's taxonomy places the organism in Eukaryota, Fungi, Ascomycota, Pichiomycetes, Serinales, Metschnikowiaceae. Gene Ontology annotation, cellular component: vacuolar membrane; endosome. The transcript has a single exon. Gene Ontology annotation, molecular function: siderophore-iron transmembrane transporter activity. The record is from RefSeq and is a predicted model, not a curated record. Bases 1 to 1986 code for a protein of 661 amino acids. Gene Ontology annotation, biological process: intracellular iron ion homeostasis; transmembrane transport.
AUGAGCGACGGUCUGAAGAGAGACAGUCUUGAGGUCGACAAGAGGGUCACUGGCUCUGAGACGUUUACUAGGGAAGACACUUCUAAGGAUCAGGACGUUGCAGUUAAAUCGUUUGGUGUUAAGAAGUCUGAGCUUCUAGCUCAACAGUGCUCGAAUGUUUGGUUCAGAGCGUUCUUUGCGUUUGCCAUUUAUUUAUGUGCGUUUGCGUACUCCUUGGAUGGUAAUACCAGGUAUGUCUUCCAGACCAGAGCUACGGCUUCCUAUGACCAGCACUCGCUUCUUUCUACUAUCAACGUGAUUAGGAGUGUGGCUGCAGCAGCUUCACAGCCGGUUUAUGCUAGACUUUCCGAUGUGAUUGGUCGUUUGGAGUUGACUAUAGUGUCUAUCAUCUUCUAUUCCAUGGGAACAGUCAUCGAGUCUCAGGCUUAUGAUAUUCAGAGAUUUGCUGCUGGAUCUGUCUUCUACCAGGUCGGCUACUCGGGAAUCAUUCUCAUGUUGGAGAUUCUUGUGGCUGACCUUUCUACUAUGAACUGGAGACUUUUGGCAAUGCUUGUCCCUACUUUACCAUUUCUAAAGAUUACCUGGUUCAGUGGAAAUGUUACAGAAGCUUUGAACAAGCACCACUCGUGGAAUUACGCCAUUGGUAUUUGGGCUUUCAUCUUUCCACUCUGUUCUUUGCCAAUUUUGGGGUGUAUGAUCUACAUGCGUUGGCAGGCUUCGAAGACUGAUGAAUGGAAACAAGUCAACCAAGAAGAGCACGAUAGUCAUGUCGCUGCAAAUGCCCAUGCUAAGCCUUACCAGGAUAAGCUUCUUCAUACCGAGGGCUUUGUUUCAAGAACCUUGCUCAAAACUCGUAUCUUUUUCAUCAAAUCUCGCUAUGUAACGGUGGACCUCUUCUGGAGACUCGAUAUCAUCGGCGUCAUAUUUGUUAUCUGUAUCUUUGGGUUCAUCUUGGUGCCUUUAACCAUUUCUGGUGGUACACAGAGCUCAUGGGCAAAGGCAAGUUCUAUUGUUCCUCUUGUCAUUGGAGUUGUGCUCAUUCCACUUUUCGUGCUUUGGGAAGGUAAGUUUGCCAAAGAGCCUAUCCUUCCCUACAAGCUUUUGAAAGAGCGUGGUGUUUGGGCUGCUCUUAUCAUCAGUACCUUGAUUAACUUUGUUUCCACAAUGCCUGACGAGUACUUAUAUUCUGUUCUUAUGAUAGGAAUGGGUGCUUCAGAUAAGGCAGCUACAAGAAUCCUUUCCUUGUCUUCCUUUGUGGGUACCGUAGUGGCACCUAUCGUCGCUAUAGUCAUUAUCUUUGUGAAGCGCAAUAAACCAUUUAUUAUCUUUGGCUGCUGUGUCUGGUUUGCUUCUAUGGGUAUGUUCUACCAUUACAGAGGUGAUAAUAAUGGUCUUCAAAGACAAUACUAUAUUGAUGGAGUGAUUGCAGCCAAAUGUGUCAUGGGUUUUGGAACUGGUUUCUUUACUUACAACGUCAUGUUGUCUAUUCAAACAUGUACCAACCAUGAGUACAUGGCUGUUUUAAUUGCACUCUCCUUAGCAGUUUACAACAUUGGUCUUGGGUUAGGUGCUGCUGUAAGUGGUGCUAUUUGGACACAGCAGUUGUAUGGCGCCAUUGAGUCUGAAAUGAAGAAGCUAGGCUUGGAUACUGAAUUAGCAACUGCAGCUUACAGCGACCCCUUUUCCUUCAUUAAAGAAUACGGGUGGGGAACUCAGCCUAGAAUAGCUGUUGUGCUUGCGUAUGCUAAGAUCCAGCGUAAAUUGAUUAUUGCUGGACUCGUGCUUUGUGUUCCACUUGUGGCAGCUUCUUUGUGCUUGAGAAACCAUAAGUUGUUGCCUGUUUACCAUAUGGGAGAGGUAACGAAGGAAGAGGCCGAAAGAGAAGGAAAGACCGUGGUUGUUGUGAACAAAUACGACGAUGACCCUAUUGUUAACUUCUUCAAGAAGCUCAUAGGCCGUGGGAAGAAGACGGAUUCGGAAGUUUAA